This is a messenger RNA of Amphibalanus amphitrite, 2336 nucleotides long. RefSeq lists its product as uncharacterized. The transcript has 6 exons. The record is from RefSeq and is a predicted model, not a curated record. NCBI's taxonomy places the organism in Eukaryota, Metazoa, Arthropoda, Thecostraca, Balanomorpha, Balanidae. Bases 511 to 2160 code for a protein of 549 amino acids.
GAACAAUUGCUAUACAAGAUUCUUAGAAAACUAUAUUGAUAUAGGAAAUGUUUCCUCCUGAAUUCGGUUGGUCGAAGGUCGAAUCGUCCCGCCACGAACAAUUUCCUAGCGCUGUUCGCAAGCUGUUUGUUAUGAUCAGCGUGCUACACCCUGGCUUGCAUUUAUCGGCUUUUCAUUGGUCAAACCUCGUAGUUCGUGCAAUCCGCCAAUGAGACGCUGAGAAAUGGCAUCACCGAACUUCCAAAUAUGGCAAAAUUGACAGUAAUCCGAACGCUCCGAACAGAAACCCAACUGUCGUGUGUGACCUGUGUGACGGUGCUUUAUCCUUUAUCCAAACAUCUCUCUUUCAUGCAUCGAAACACACAGGGGUAUGCAUGCGAGUUAUGUAGGAAUUUUGGCAUUUUCAUAGUAAAUACAAGACACUAGCAAGUGAGCCAACAUCGGCAGGCCUAUAUCAUUACAGCAAGGAAGGUGAUUUUAGUGGCCCACCCAUAACAAUUUAAAAUAAAGAUGCUCACCAAGAAAGAAUAUGUUGAGAUGAUUGGUGUGAACUUGAAGCACUAUAUUCUAUGUGAACGUCUGGACAUGAUACCAAAUAUAGAACAGGAGCUCCUGAAUGGGAAGAUCAUCUGCUACUCUUGUGAACCCACUAAGGAAAGUGUGAGGCAAUGGCAGACCAUGUUUGAGGAUCUAACAAAGAGCAGCCUUUCUAAAACUGAAACCUGCAUGCAGAAGAGGGCGUUUGUUCUAAUUGCGAUGACCCUGGCCUGCCAGCACUAUUCCCGUGACCACCCUGGCAAGAAGGGCAUCUCGCCCAAGGACAUUGCCUGCCCGUUUCGGGUCAAACUUUCCCUUCGAAAUAUUGAGAAGGCCCUUGCUGAUUCCAAGCGACGCACCCCUAGGAUGGACGCCCUCUACCCUCUGACUGUCCGGUCGUCGGGCGGGCCGCACAACCACUCGAUGGACGCCGUGCUGCGUCACCGCCGCGUCUCGGACGCCACCCAGCAGCGGCUGACGGAGCUGCUGACCGAACACCGGUCACCGGCCCGGGCCUGGCGCGUCUUCUGUCGUCAGAUGAAGGAGGAGCUCGGAGACAAAUUCGAGGAGGCGGCCAGCGACAACGCCGUGAUCCCGGAUCGUGGCUACAUUUACCGGCUAAACAAGAAGCUGUUCGGCCGUGCCCAGCUGGACACACGCAGUCGGGAACACCGAGCUCCUCGACAGCCUUCCUCCUCCGAGUGCCACCUGGAGCUACUGCGGGAGCAACAGCAACAGCAGCUUCAGCAGCAGGUCGCAGUGGUGGUGGCAACUGGACGGUCCCAAGGCGACCUGAUGCGCUUCGCAGAAAGUACCGACCUGUUUGACGACUGGAUGGAGGACGAUCGACUACCAUCGGAAGUGCUGGAUGAACGGCCAGACCCUUUGGCUGUACUGAGUGAACCAUCCGACCAUUCGACGGUACUAGUGGAACCUUCCGACCCUUCCGGAGUGCUGGGCGAACCUUCCAACCCUUCGCUGGUGCUAAAUGAGACACCUGGUCAUUCGGCACUGCUGGUUGACCCGCCACAACAGUCAACAGUGCUGAGUCAACCACCAGACCAGUCUGUCGAACUGACUCGCCCACUGUCAGACGGAGCAGCCUCUUCACCGCCGUCAGCCGAGGCCGAUGAUUCACAACCGUCGAUCAUGGUGAUCAAUGCUCCCUCGCCGGACGUCCGUCCGGACCCAGACCCGUCCGACCCGCUUAACGAAUCGCCCUCGGUGGCGGCCGAAGAGGCCCGCCGCCUGCUGGAGGGCUUCACCGACGAGGUGGUGAAGACGAUCUCCGAGGGUAGCGACUGGCGCCUGUGGGCGCGCGCCGUGCAGACCUUCACCACCCGCUGGGACACGUUCGCCAUGACCGGCCGGCUGGCGCUGCUGCGCGGCGCACGGUCGGCCGUUCGGAUCCGCAAUCAGGUGCGCUCCAUCUGUGACGUGUUCACCGUGCCGGCCACGCCGCUCGAGGAAGCGCCGAUGGACGGUGAUGUGGCGAUGGAAGAGGCGACGGACAGCGGUGACACUACGGAGGUGCCGGUGCCGGUCGGAGCGCGUGGUCAGGUGGUCUGUGUACUCAGGUCAGGCCCGUCACAGACGGAUGAUCCGUCUGAAGUGACCUCUUAAGUCGUUUGUGGGGCGUAUGGUUUGAAUUAAGUUUUCGUGGGUCAGUGGCUGAGAGCUGCCUUCUUUGUAGACUCCUGUAUGAAGCCCCACCCAUAUCUCAAGACCUCAUGGUGUUUCAAUAUUGUUUUUCUUCACUCGUGAUAAAAUGGGUUCUCAAUCAUGACUUCGAGCAUACA